Messenger RNA from Phascolarctos cinereus (koala), 3791 nucleotides. Lineage: Eukaryota; Metazoa; Chordata; Mammalia; Diprotodontia; Phascolarctidae. The record is from RefSeq and is a predicted model, not a curated record.
GUUACUCUUCCAGCUCGCCUUCCUGCUCCUCUUGGGGGGACCUGACUGGAGACCCUUCCCCCCUCAGAAUGUUCAGCACUAACCACUCCCAGACUGGAGAGGAACUUCUGCCUCCUUCCAGGAGGUUCAGAGUUAGCCAGUGGAGAAUCAGGACCAACACCCUGCUGCCAUCCAUCAGCCCAAAGACAGCAUGAAGAGACCACCUCCCAUGUCCCCUACCUCUGGACCCACAGAGUCAUGAUGGCCCGGGAAACCCCAGUGCUACUGCUGCUGCCUUUGCUGUUAAUGGGUUCACAGGGAGAGGUGUUGCCAGUGAAGUACCAGGAGGGGCAGACACUUAGAGUGAGCUGCAUUUACCAUCCCUGGAGAGCUGAGAAGAGCUGGAAAACCUGGUGUAAAUUGGAAGAGAAUGGAAGGUGGUGUGAAAGAAUAAUUACCAGGAACUCAGUGGACACUGCACAACUUACAGACCUACGAGUCUCCCUGGUGGAUGACACCUACACUGGUACCAUCACCAUCACCAUGUCUAACCUCAGGGUGAAGGACUCGGGCAUCUAUUGGUGUGGAAUUUAUGACUCUGUCAGGAACUCUGUUGAUGUUCUUGGGACAAUCAGGCUGGAGGUUUCUCCAGCCACAAAAUUGAAGACCAUCAAACUUUCGCAAACUACCACUAACUCACCUCUCACCACUUCUGCCAUCUUCUUGGCCACCAGCAGCCCGAGAGAUAACCAGAAAUUCAUCAUUUGGGGCUCAGUGCUGGUCUCUUUGCUCCUACUUGGGUUCCUCAGUGCGGGCAUCGUAUAUGCCGUGAAAGUCUCCCAAAAACCAGAGACAGGUGAUGAUGAUUGCCAUUAUGUCUAUGAUGACCUUGAGGAGCAAAAGCAAAAGGCCAGGGUAACUAGAAUAAGGAAUUGCACAACCUGGCCCCAUAAAGAUGAAUCCCAAAUGCAGUCAGUUCUUCACCGGAAGUUUGCAAAGGAGGAGAUAGACCGCCAAAGGGAAGGACAUUCUUGCUCAGGCAAAUCUGUCCCGUGAGACUAGACAAAGCUAGAAAUAUCAAGAGGAAGAUUCCGAUUUAUAUUAUUGUGGAUAAGUAACUUCUCCUUGCUGGACCUUGCUUUCCUCAGAUAUAAAAUGAAGCAGUCCAACUGAUGACUUUCAAAGUUUCUGCUCUCUCUAUAUCCUAGAAAAGAAAGAGGGAGAUAUUAAUGCAUCUUUGGCACUUCUUAGCCAUAGGAAAAGACUCAGAGAAAAGGGCAGGUGGUGGUAAGGAGGUACUUCUUGGUGCUUCUCUCAUCCCCCACCCUCCUAGAUUGUGCUGAGGGUCUGAGGUCACAUAUCUCACAGGAGGCACUUCAGUCUGAGGCACCCGAAAACUCCCUGAACUUCAACCCCAAGCUAUAGACCUUGUACCCCCUCCCUCACCAUUCUGGGUGUCCACAUAUUGGGCAUAUUGUGAUAUGAGAAGAGAAUGUGGAUGGACUAAGACAUCUCAAAUAACAGCCACAUCCUCAAGGUUUUAGCUGUUCAGUGGGAGGUACUCUGGCACCACCUUAAGGCUCAGAGAUCUGACAAGUGACACUCUCAUUUCCAAAAUUUGGAGGGAGGAGCAAAAUCUACUAGCAGUUCCUAUAAUGUGGGUAUGUGGAAAAGUCAGAUUUGUUUAACAUAAAUCUGAGUGGGUGAGAAGCAUUGUGGAAAUGCUCUCCUGCUCUUCCCCUCUGAGCUCUGUGCUUCCUUCUACUGCCCUCCACGUGCCACCUCAGUGCCCUUCCCCCAGUUCCCCACAUUAGUUCUUCUUCCUUCGUAGAGGCUCAGAAGGAGGAAGAGCAGCGUCAGGGCCCUGCCCCUCCUACCAUCUCCCUGGGGGCCAGAUGGAGGAUUGACAGCUCCCUGUGUUGUCUCCUUUUGAGUAACAAGAGAGGACCAGCAUGGCCCCAGAGAUUCUACUGUCGCUAAUGCUACUGCUGCUGCUGCUGUCACUAGGAAACUCAGGGAGGACUUGGGCUUAGCUCCAGUACCAGGAGAGGAGACCGAGGUCUCCAGGCUAUGGGGCACCAGAGCAGGCUGAAGAAGAGCACAGACUCCUGGAAGGGGAGACGUUCAGUGUGAACUGCUCCUACAAGUCCCAGGAAGAUAAACAUAGAUGGAUGUCUUGGUGUAAAAAGCAAGAGAAUGGAGAGUACUGUGUUGUACCACCCUUAGAAAAAAGCCCCAAGGUUUCCCUGUCAGACAAUGAAUACUUCUCCUCUUCAUGACAAUAGUAGCAUCAUCACUAUCACUAUCACAAAGUUGAGGCUCACAGUAAAGGAUUCAGGUGUCUGUGAGUGUGUGAUCCUUGAAGAAUCUCCUAAGACAGUCCCUGAAGAAUUUCCUAAGAGUGAAAAAGCCAUCCUCAGGAGAUUUCACCUGGUGGUGUCCUCAGUUGAAACACAGAGCCCCACGAAAGGGAUACAAACUACUACGGAGGUCAUUUCCAACAAUCCGGCCACCAACAACAGGCCUGGCACUUUAUCCAUUCUACCACCUGAUGAGAGUUCCUCAGAAAAGAAAUUAAGCAUUUUGGGUGUGGUUCUUUCUUGCCUGCUCCUAUUGGUGCUCCUUGUUGUGGGCAUCAUUUGUACCAGGAGGAUCUACCAGAAAGCCAGGAAAGGUGAUGACUCUGAGACCCAGGAGAAAAGGCAAAGAUGAGUAAGACUACUUGUCCUUUACGUGGGCUUCAUACCUUUCACCUUGUAAUCUCAUCUGAGCCACACUACAGCCCUGUGCUGAGGAGCUCUGCAAUGAAGAUGGACAGUGAUGAGAAUGCUGAGGACAUCCAUUAUGCCACAGUGUCCAACAGAAGCCCCAGAGAGCUGAUCAAUACCAAAACUCAUACUCCUGCUGAAGCUGUGGAAUAUGCUACCAUAACAAGGAACUGAUGGCAGCUGCCCAAAUCAAAUGCUCCUCAGAAUCCAAUGUGGAAGGACUAGGAGAGUUCACUACCAGCAAUGUUGGUGAAUCAUGUCUCCUCCAGCAAAGAAGUGAUAGAACAAAAAUGUAUGGAAAUGAGAAAUAUGUUAUUAGACAAGGACCAUGUAUAGAUUUGUUUUGCUUAGCUAUAUUUCUUUGUUGGGAGGAAGAGUUUUAUAGGAUUUUUUUUUGAGGGGGGUAGUAAGAAGUGGUAGCAUUCUAAAAAAGCCCAGUAUGAAUAAAACAUCUUUUUUAUGUAUUAAGCAUUUACCUUGUACAAAGCUCUAUGCUAAGCCUAGUAUGUGUUUCUGAUGGGCAAGAAAUUUGCUUUAGGGAAAAGGAAGAAGCUCCAUGAGAUUUUAUAACCCUAGUGGAUUAUUCAGAGAUGGCAGAGAUGGAACUAGAAUGAGGCCUCUUGGUUAUGGGUCCAUUGCUUUUUCCAUUAUACUAACCAAUCUCUAGUGACUAACAUAUUUUUGAAAAUAAGAGGGUUUUUUUUAAUGCAUUAAUGAUUUGUCCCAGUGUUCUGUAUUUGUCCUGUCUCAAUCAAUCAAUUAAUCAACAAACAUUUAUUAAGUACCUACUAUGUACCAGACACUUUGCUAAGCAAUAGGAGUACAAAAGGAGGCAAAAGACAGUUCUUGCCCUCAAGGAGCUAACAAUCUAGUGUUCCACUUCUUGCAUUUAAUAACGUUUUUGACUUAAUAACAUUUUCUUGACAUACACACACAGAGUAAUCAAUUAUCAACUUUAGGUUUUAGUAUUAAAACAAUACAGUGCUCAUAAGUGAUAACCAAAUUGUUUUAGCUGUAACACAAAAUAAUAAACAAUGACAACAA